GUCGCCGCGAGAGCUCUCCAGCAAUCGGAUGCCAUUUCGACGAGAAGAGCUUUGGUAAACUUUGGAAGUGAUAAGGGGCGCUGAUUGUGGCGAAAACAACGAAUCCCAUGGACUGCAGGGCAUGGAAGUGCCGGCUGCUUUCGCUGACGCUGCUGGUGACCGUAGUGCCCUGUGGAUGGGCCGGCGAUGCAGAACCCUCUGAAACCGAGCAGCCGGGCUGCAUCUUGAAUGUCUCCAGCAUCCGGGUCGGAGACACCAGGGAUGUGUCAUGCCAGUGCGCAGGGGAUGUGGGAAAGAACAUCACCAUCGAGGAGCAGGGCAAGAAGUUCCUGGUGGACUCCUUCAACGGCACCGCGCUGUACAGGAGUCCCAGAGCCACAAAGCAGGCCUUUAGGCAGCGGUACAUGUGCCUCGUGGACGGCUAUGUGGUGAGCAGCGAGGUGGUCAACGUGUAUCCCCGGCUGGAUGUGACCGAUCUCGUCUGCCGGUACCAGAGAAGCGUGUUCAAAUGCCGCUUCACAGCGCUGGAGUUGCUGGCCUUUGCCAAGGACACCCACUACCAAAUGUCGCGGAACUCUGGCAAGCCGGUUGUCUGCAACAAGACCGAUCCCGGUCCGGACAGACGCCCCAUCCAGGUUCUGUGCGAUGUGCCCACCGACCCGAACCUCAUUCCCGAAGGAGACUUCACCGUGCUUAUGAACGACAGCUUUUCGCCUCAGACGCAGGUCAUCCAUCGAUCCGAGUGGCAGGUGAAAGUGCUGGACUGGCCAGAGGCAGAGCCCAUCGCCAAUCACACCAUGGAGCCCAACCACACCUGCUACGUGUGGAACGAACCCAACGUCCUGGGCAAUCGCGCAGUUGAGUGGAAUGUGGUGCUGCGCCACGAGAAUGCCAGCCUUUCAAAGGACCUCACGCUCGUCCAACUCCGGAGAGUCAGCUUGGUGGACUCCAUCUGCUUUGAAAACCCACCUGAGGGCGAUCAGACGUUCUACGUGAGUUUCAGGCGCCGCCUCAACGAUGCCCAGGCGAUUUGGUCUGACUUCUGGAGUCCCGAAAUCAACCUAACAACGCCCGUAAAGCUGCCCGUCCGCCCGCCACAGUUCCGGCCCCCUGGGUUCUCCUACGAUCCCAGGAAGAAAGAGCUGAAGGUCUACUGGGAGCAUCUGAAUAGUGUGGAAUUCAACGGACCCAAACUAAAGAGCCUAGUGAGCAGCAGCAAUGGCGAAGUGGACACCAUCACCAACAGUUCCGCGCUGCUCAAGAAUUGGGAUGAUGAAAAACCGGGCACGGUCAAUGUGUGGAGCCAGAACGUCCUUGGGGCAUCCCAGGAUAGCAGCCAGCUGGACGUGCCCACGCUGAGCGCCCUCAAGGACCGACAGGUUUCUUCUUAUAGGUACAACAAAACCAGCUACAUCCUCACCUGGAACGAGCCGACGCAGACGGAAAACCUGCAUGGCUACAUUGUCUACUGGUGCCAGUUCUCCGGAGUGGUUCAAGACGAUUGCGAUGACGAUUCCAUUGCGACGCACUUCACCCUGGAGCCGAGCUUCAAUUUCUCCGAAAAGAUGCCCGCUCCUUGGUUCCGGAGGGGCGUGGCGGCCCACUACAAUGACAGCCUGAGCGGCGGCAUUGUCUGGCUGCCAGGUGAGCACGAAGCCCCCGAGGAGCAGUCCGCCGUCCUGCGCUAUGUGGAGGGCAUCCUCGCACUGGUGGCGCUCGGCGUGAUCUUCCUCGUGGUCCGGAAGCUGCAAAAAAUGUCGGACAUCCGCGUGGACAUGCCGGAUAUGAGUUGCGACAGCGAGACCCUUGAAACCAAGGAGCCCGUUCGGCCCCACUAUCCGGCAGUAAUUCCCGGGGAAAAGUUCUACGAGGGCAUACUGAAAAGCCUUAAAUUCGAGAUUCCCAAUGAGGAACCCUACGUGGAGCUUCAGGCGAUUGCGGGGGCCCAUCCCGCACCGCAAGCACCGCAGGCACCCCAGGCCAACCAAUAUGUGACCAUCAACACCGUGGCCGCUCCCGGCUGCGACGGGUACAUCAAGCCGCCGCCCAUGCGAUGAAGUACGGGGGCUAUUCGCAGCACUCUUGCCUCGCCUCGCCAUCUUGUGAUUCCACUGUAAAUGCUCCUGGGUCGUAGUUAGUCAUUACCUCAUUAUCAAUCCCACUGAUCAAAAUAUCCUCGCAUACACAUUUUUGUAUUAUUAUUGUAGUCAGAAUUUCGCGAGCUCGAAAGAAGACUUACUCGUAGAGCAAGGUGCACAAUUUCUCAGAGGGUUGCCUGCUCCACGAGAAGCUGCUCCACGUUGAAAGUAACCCAAUACCAUAAGAGAACCUAGAGUCGAAUGUACUUAUAAUUAAGUAGUGCCUAAGAAACCCACGCCCGCUCUAACGCUCAUAACCAUUAAGCUAGAGGUUAAAAUUCGACAUUCAGAUUCUGAAGUUAGGCAGUUUUCCUUUGUUUCGGCUUUGCCCCUAUUGUUUGCUACAGAGUUUUAAAGAGGUGAAGCCGACGCAAAUGGUUGUUUUAUCACAGCAUUUCAAACUCUGCCGAUAUGUGGGUACUUAUUUCUGCUCCCGAUCAGCAUCGCAUUGGGGGAAACUGUGCACUAUUAUCCGGAGAACGAUUGGACACUCGGCCAUGUGGUGGCCUAAGACCACUUGGCUGUUUUUGAUAAAAAAUCUCUCGCUAAUCUCGAAACAUUCCCCUUAUUUUGUUUUUUAUCCCCCAUAGCGACGGCUUAGGAGCCGGUAACCUUGGCCGGGUCACCCACAUACACACAUAAGUG
This is a messenger RNA of Drosophila biarmipes, 2783 nucleotides long. RefSeq names its product cytokine receptor. The record is from RefSeq and is a predicted model, not a curated record. The coding region runs from base 108 to 2057 and encodes 649 amino acids. The transcript is spliced from 3 exons. NCBI's taxonomy places the organism in Eukaryota, Metazoa, Arthropoda, Insecta, Diptera, Drosophilidae.